GCCCAGGUCACGGGCUACCCGCGCUGGGUCCUGGGGUCCUUGGGGCCCGCGAGGCCCGGUCUGAGAGGCCGGGGCCUGCGUGGGCCCGCCGCCGGGCCCCAUGAGGCACAGCCUGACCAAACUGCUGGCGGCCUCGGGCAGCGACUCCCCGACACGGAGCGAGAGCCCGGCGCAGGCCGCCACCUGCUCGCUGCCCCCGGACUUGACCCGGGCGGCAGCGGCGGCAGAGGAGGAAGAGACGGCGGUAGCCAGAUCUCCGGGCCGUGAGCAGCUGCGCGGCGACGAGGGCGAGCUGGAGGCCGGUCGGGGGGGCCGCGGCGGCGCGGUCGUGCGCGCGCCCUCGCCGGAGGAAAUGGAGGAGGAGGCGAUCGCCAGCGUCCCCGGGGAAGAGACGGAGGACAUGGACUUUCUGUCCGGGCUGGAACUGGCGGAUCUGCUGGACCCCCGGCAACCGGACUGGCACCUGGAACCCGGGCUCAGCUCGCCCGGGCCUCUCUCCUCGUCUGGCGGAGGGUCGGAUAGCGGCGGCCUCUGCAGAGGGGACGACGACGACGAGUCCGCGGCCGCCGAGAUGCAGCGCUUUUCUGACCUGCUGCAGAGGCUGUUAAACGGUAUCGGAGGCGGCAGCAGCGGCAGUGACAGUGGUAGCGGCGAAAAGAGGCGGAGAAAGUCCCCGGGAGGCGGCGGCGGCGGCGGCGGCAGCGGCAACGACAACAACCAGGCGGCGACCAAGAGUCCCCGGAAGGCGGCGGCGGCUGCUGCCCGUCUUAAUCGGCUGAAGAAGAAGGAGUACGUGAUGGGGCUGGAGAGUCGCGUCCGGGGCCUGGCAUCCGAGAACCAGGAGCUGCGGGCCGAGAAUCGGGAGCUGGGCAAGCGCGUGCAAGCACUGCAGGAGGAGAGUCGCUACCUACGCGCCGUCUUAGCCAACGAGACCGGACUGGCUCGCUUGCUGAGCCGGCUGAGCGGCGUGGGACUGCGGCUGACCACCUCGCUCUUCAGAGACUCGCCCGCCGGGGACCACGACUACGCGCUGCCGGUGGGAAAGCAGCAGCAGCAGGACCUGCUGGAAGAGGACGACUCGGCGGGAGGAGUGUGUCUUCAUGUGGACAAGGAUAAGGUGUCGGUGGAGUUCUGCUCGGCGUGCGCCCGGAAGGCGUCGUCUUCUCUUAAAAUUUUCUUUUUUAGGUGAUUUCCUUCCUGCCAGGCUCCGUUGUAGGGGUUACAGAGCAGUCGUUCCCGCCUCACAACCUGACUUGCGUGUACCUAGCUCUUCUGUCCCCAGUGUGGACAUGGCCUUGGAUGACAUCGAUUCCAACUGUACACUGAAAGCUGCUAAUAGAAAUACAGUUUGGAGACAGUGAAACAGGUGAAGUUGAAUGGAAGUUCCGAGUUGUACAAGGUGCAAAUUGGAAUUCCAGUGUUAGAGCAACUUUUCAGAGGUUGACAAAUAAGUGUUUGGGGCAUGCACACGUGUGAUAGUUAUUUUGCUGGAGAUGACAGAAAUCUCUUAAAUAUUCAAGAAUGCCUUUUAGUUUUCAGUAGAAGAUGUAGAAGUACAAUAUUCAGAUUAACAGAUAUCUCACCAUUAGGAAAAAUUUGGAAAUUAACAUGCAUAUCAGACUCCUGUGUUAGUUAAUAAGAGGAGGAAUAAGAAUGGUUACAUGAAAUGUUUCUUUGAGAACCAGCACAGUGAUUAACCCUAUCACUGAGUAUGAAUAAAUUGUUGAACACCUUUAUUUUUGCUGUAUUAAAAUUUUAGGUUAAAUUUAUGUAAGAUUUUGAAGGUUGUGAAAUAUGAAUGAAAACAUGUAAAGUGAGGCUUCACAAAGAAUCUUCUUUCAAAGAUAUUUGUCCUAUUUAAAAUUAUUUAAAAAUAAUUUUUAAAAUUGAGUGGUUCUGGCUACUUAAUGACACGAUUGACACUUUUCCCAAAGAUGGGACAUAUUCUUUUGCAGUAUUCUGUUAUCCAUUGUCUAAUUGUAUAGCGUCAUGGUGUCCUUCAGUGUAAGAGGCAAUAAAUUCUUUGUGAAACAUCACUGUCUGAUAAAGUAUAUACGUAUUUAGCAUCCUUGUUUUUCUUUGUGCUAAAGUGGAUACAGCUGUUGGGGCAGAAGAGACGGGACCAGCUGCUGGCCACAUUUCCUGCUUUAUUUUAAAAGGUAGUAUAAGAAAUGAGGAAAAAGAGGUAAUAUCAGGGCUUCUGCUGUCUUUUAUUUUAAAAUGUUCAUAAUUAAAAAGUAUUUUCCAGCAGUCCAAAGAUGUAAGUUAUCUUACACACGAAAUGUUUUAUUUUGUUGUUAUUUGAUUAUGAAAAUGGAAUCCUUGUUCUUGCACAACUGUAAAUGUUUUGUUGCUAGAUAAUACGAUUUGAGACCUAACUUGGUCUCUGGUUUCCAGUGCAUCACAGCAUAUUUUGUAAAAUCUUCUAUUGCACUUGAGCAUGAAUGGGUAGUAGCCAAACUCACAACCUGGAGUGAUGAACCUGCUUAUACCUAAGUGCAGGAGCAAGCCCCUCACAAUGCAGCUGCAUGGAUUUUUAGUGCCUACUGAAUUAAAUAUAUAAACCAAAAGUAGUUGGAAAAAUUAUUUGAAAUGACUAAUUUGUGCUAUCUUUAUGGAAUAUGUUAAAUGUAGCUUUUUGAAAAGAAGCCUUGAAUUGAAAUUUAAUUAAUACUUGAACAUUUUGUAUAUAUUUCUUUGUAUAUAAUUUUGUGCAGUACCAAUGACAAAAAUAUGGUGUCAUAAUAAAACCAGGUUUGUUGAUCUUUCAGUUAUGGGCUCAAAGAAUUUAUUCAUCUCUAUCAUGACUUUGGAAAAUAAUGGAUGAAAAUAGGAAAAAUGAUAGUUGUUAAUGCUGACUGUGGGUCUUAAAAGGUUCUGGAAGCAGUAAGUGCGUUUUUCUAAAAAUUAUACCACUCCUUGGCAUAUUUUCUUCCUAACGGCAGUGCUUUUCCUGCAUUAUUUGAAGUUUGGGGCUGGGGAGAAACAGUAGUCAAAGCUUUCUGAUUUGGGAUGCUUUGAAAUUCCAAGCGUAGAUUUUUAGAAUGUCAUUUUAUAAAUGGCAGUUUUUGGAAAUACUUGAUUAAGAACUUUUGAAAAUGGAGAUUAGUAUCACCUAUUUUUAAAGCUGCUUUGUUAGGUUCCUUAUGUUUUAACUGUCUUUUCUUAGUUUCCAUUUCAUUUUCUUUUUUUCCCAAUUUUGGUGACUCCGUGAUUUUGUCAUUUUUUACAUCAACUUCAUGGUCUUGUUUUUACAUGGUAUUGCAUGUAUUUAGGACCUAUCUAACAGGGGCUUUAAAUAAAUUUGGUCACAUUUAUGUGUAAGCACAUUUUACUGUAAAUGUUUUGAGUUUCUGAAUUUACAAUAGAUCUGUUUAUUUCAGUAUGUAGUAAAAUAUCUUAAAAGUGUCCUAUUCACUACUUGUUAAUUAAAAAAGUUAUGAUUAAUAUGAAA
Hipposideros armiger (great roundleaf bat) is the source of this 3454-nucleotide messenger RNA. RefSeq names its product CREB/ATF bZIP transcription factor (gene CREBZF). The transcript has 3 exons. The record is from RefSeq and is a predicted model, not a curated record. NCBI's taxonomy places the organism in Eukaryota, Metazoa, Chordata, Mammalia, Chiroptera, Hipposideridae. Bases 101 to 1189 code for a protein of 362 amino acids. Gene Ontology annotation, molecular function: DNA-binding transcription factor activity. Gene Ontology annotation, biological process: regulation of DNA-templated transcription.